This is a messenger RNA of Condylura cristata (star-nosed mole), 2021 nucleotides long. RefSeq names its product calcium/calmodulin-dependent protein kinase II beta (gene CAMK2B). Gene Ontology annotation, molecular function: calmodulin binding; calcium/calmodulin-dependent protein kinase activity; ATP binding. The transcript is spliced from 23 exons. Gene Ontology annotation, cellular component: neuron projection; cytoplasm. Lineage: Eukaryota; Metazoa; Chordata; Mammalia; Eulipotyphla; Talpidae. The record is from RefSeq and is a predicted model, not a curated record. Gene Ontology annotation, biological process: protein phosphorylation. Bases 1 to 1824 code for a protein of 607 amino acids.
AUGGCGGCGAUGAACGGGCUUGGCGUGCGCUCUGCUGCGCUCGGGCGGCGGCGGCUCCGGCUCCCGGGGGCUUUCUCUGUGGUUCGACGUUGUGUCAAGCUCUGCACGGGCCAUGAAUACGCAGCCAAGAUCAUCAACACCAAGAAGCUGUCUGCUAGAGAUCACCAAAAGUUGGAGAGAGAGGCUCGAAUCUGCCGCCUUCUGAAGCACUCCAACAUCGUGCGCCUCCAUGACAGCAUCUCCGAGGAGGGGUUCCACUACCUGGUCUUCGAUCUGGUCACUGGUGGGGAACUCUUUGAGGACAUUGUGGCGAGAGAGUACUACAGUGAGGCCGAUGCCAGCCACUGCAUCCAGCAGAUCCUGGAGGCCGUUCUCCAUUGUCACCAAAUGGGGGUUGUCCACAGGGACCUCAAGCCUGAGAACCUGCUCCUUGCCAGCAAGUGCAAAGGGGCAGCAGUGAAGCUGGCAGAUUUCGGCCUGGCUAUUGAAGUGCAGGGGGACCAGCAGGCAUGGUUCGGGUUUGCUGGAACGCCGGGCUACCUGUCCCCAGAGGUCCUCCGCAAGGAGGCAUACGGCAAGCCAGUGGACAUCUGGGCCUGCGGGGUGAUCCUCUAUAUCCUGCUUGUGGGCUACCCACCCUUCUGGGAUGAGGACCAGCACAAGCUGUAUCAGCAGAUCAAGGCCGGAGCCUAUGACUUCCCAUCCCCUGAGUGGGACACAGUCACUCCCGAAGCCAAAAACCUCAUCAACCAGAUGCUGACCAUCAACCCUGCCAAGCGCAUCACUGCGCACGAGGCCCUGAAGCACCCUUGGGUCUGCCAACGCUCCACUGUGGCCUCAAUGAUGCACAGACAAGAGACAGUGGAGUGCCUGAAGAAGUUCAAUGCGCGGAGGAAGCUUAAGGGCGCGAUCCUCACCACCAUGCUGGCCACGAGAAACUUCUCAGUGGGCAGACAGACCACCGCUCCGGCCACAAUGUCCACCGCGGCCUCCGGCACCACCAUGGGGCUGGUGGAACAAGCCAAGAGUUUACUCAACAAGAAAGCAGACGGAGUCAAGCCCCAGACGAAUAGCACCAAAAACAGUGCAGCUGCCACCAGCCCCAAGGGGACGCUUCCUCCUGCCGCCCUGGAGCCUCAAACCACCGUCAUCCAUAACCCGGUGGAUGGAGUCAAGGAGUCUUCUGACAGCACCCACACCACCAUAGAGGAUGAAGACACAAAAGCCCCCAGGAUCUCUGACAUCCUGAGUUCUGUGAGGAGGGGCUCGGGGACCCCAGAAGCCGAGGGCCCCCUGCCCACCUCAUCCCCCAGGAUCUCUGACAUCCUGAGCAUGGUGAGGAGGGGCUCAGGGACCCCAGAAGCUGAGGGCCCCAUGCCCUGCCUGUCUCCGACUCUCCCAGGCCCCUUGCCCACCCCGACGAGGAAGCAGGAGAUCAUCAAGAUCACGGAGCAGCUCAUCGAGGCUGUCAACAACGGCGACUUUGAGGCUUAUGCGAAAAUCUGCGACCCAGGCCUGACCUCCUUUGAACCUGAAGCUCUGGGCAACCUGGUCGAAGGGAUGGACUUCCACAGAUUCUACUUUGAGAACUUGCUCGCCAAGAACAGCAAACCCAUCCACACGACCAUCCUGAACCCGCACGUGCAUGUCAUCGGCGAGGACGCCGCGUGUAUCGCCUACAUCCGCCUCACGCAGUACAUCGAUGGGCAAGGCCGUCCCCGCACCAGCCAGUCUGAGGAGACCCGCGUGUGGCACCGCCGUGAGGGCAAGUGGCAGAACGUGCACUUCCACUGCUCGGGUGCGCCCGUGGCCCCGCUGCAGUGAAGAGCUGCGCUGGUUUCACGGGACAGACUCAGUGUUUGGAGCCCAGCUGCCCUCGGGGCGCGGCCUGCCUGUCGCAUGUUUGUGUCUGCCUCGUUCCUCCCCUGGUGCCUGUGUCUGCAGAAAACCAAGACCAGAUGUGAUUUCUUUUUAAAAACAAGAUGACAGUGACAACCACAAAAAAAAAAAAAAAAAAAAAA